This is a messenger RNA of Babesia microti strain RI, 756 nucleotides long. RefSeq names its product Protein lifeguard 3. Lineage: Eukaryota; Apicomplexa; Aconoidasida; Piroplasmida; Babesiidae. Bases 1 to 756 code for a protein of 251 amino acids. The transcript is spliced from 3 exons. The record is from RefSeq and is a predicted model, not a curated record. Gene Ontology annotation, cellular component: membrane.
AUGGCGAAAUUACAUGAGAGUACAUCAAGUGCAAGUGCUAGCUUCGACCCAGAGAAGUCGGAUUAUGACGAUACUUAUGUUUUAACAGAGACAACGCCAACUUACAUAAGGCAUGGAUUUGUUCGAAAGGUCUUUGCUAUUUUGUUUGCUCAAUUACUAGUGACCCUUGGAUUUUCAUUGAUCUGUUAUUUCUACCGAGAAUCUGUUCAUUCGUUCAUAUCCAAAAAUAUCUGGAUUUUUCCAACCUUAGCUAUAUUAUCAUUUAUAACAUCCCUUAUACUCAUAUUUUCACCUUCACUCUCUAGGAGAUAUCCGUUGAAUUACGCUAUUCUCGUUAUAGAAACAUUGUAUUUCUCAUUCAUUGUCGGAUUGUCAUGCGCGUUUACUAAAAGUCCGACUGCCAUAGUAUUAUCCGUCUCUAUUACUCUUGGGAUCAUUCUUCUUGUUGUUCUGUUCACACUCCAGACCAAAAUUGACUUCACUAGAUAUAUUAUCUAUUUUAUUUUAUUUAGUUUUGUAACGUUGGUUUUUGGCUUUAUUGGUAUCUUUGUCCCAUUUGACACCCCUCUCAGGAUGUUUUAUUACGGUUUAGGCGUACUUGGUUAUUCACUUUGGAUGGUACUUGAUCUUCAACUGAUUAUCGGUGGCAAGACUUACGAAUGGACGGUUGAUGAUUACGUCCCUGCAUCACUCUCGCUUUAUACAGAUGUUAUUGGAAUUUUCUUAAACGUUCAUGGCAUGUUUUCUGAUAGAUAG